Messenger RNA from Ichthyophthirius multifiliis, 1824 nucleotides. RefSeq names its product kinesin motor domain protein. Gene Ontology annotation, molecular function: microtubule binding; ATP hydrolysis activity; microtubule motor activity. Gene Ontology annotation, cellular component: kinesin complex; microtubule. Gene Ontology annotation, biological process: microtubule-based movement; cytoskeleton-dependent intracellular transport. Lineage: Eukaryota; Ciliophora; Oligohymenophorea; Hymenostomatida. The transcript is spliced from 3 exons. The record is from RefSeq and is a predicted model, not a curated record.
AUGAGUGUAAUAGUUGCUGUUCGUGUUCGUCCAUUUAAUUAAAGAGAAUUAGAUUUGAAUUCAAAAUUGUGUAUAGAAAUGGAUGGUCCAAAAACAACAUUAUAAUGUUUAGAAGACCAUAAAAAAAAUAAAGAUUUUUCAUUUGACUAUUCAUUUUGGAGUCAUGAUGGUUUCAUAUUAAAUGAUGAUGGUUUAGUAAAAUUAAACAAAAAAUCCAUAAAAAAAAAUAAUAAUAAUAAUUAGGCAAUAGCAGAAAACUAAAAAUACGCCGAUUAACGUCAUGUAUAUAAUACUGUAGGAAAAUAAAUAUUAGACAAUGCAUGGUAAGGAUAUCAUUGCUGUUUAUUUGCAUAUGGCCAAACAGGAGCAGGUAAGAGUUAUUCUAUGGUAGGAUAUGGAGCCAAUAGAGGAAUAGUACCAAUCGCAUGUGAAGAAAUAUUUAACCGAAUAGCAGAUAAUAACAACCCGCAUUUAGAAUUCGAAGUAAACUGUUCUAUGUUAGAAAUAUACAACGAGAAUGUCUAAGAUUUACUUAUUUAAGUGACAAAAAGACCCCAUGGUGGUUUAAAAAUAAGACAAAAUCAAUCAGUAGGUUUUUACGUAGAUGGAUUAACUAAACAUCCAGUUGAAAGUUACAAAAGUAUAGAAAAAAUAAUGGAAGUUGGUACAUAAAAUAGGACUGUAGCUUCCACUUAAAUGAACGCAUGCUCAUCAAGGGCACAUACAAUUAUUAUUAUUUAAUUUAAAUAAAUUGAAAUCAGAGAUACUAGAAAAUUCGAAAAAUUAUCAGUUAUUAAUUUAGUGGAUUUAGCUGGAUCAGAAAAAGUGGGAAAAACAGGAGCUGAAGGUGCGCGUUUAAAAGAAGCAUCUAAUAUUAAUUAGUCAUUAACUACUUUAGGAAAAGUUAUUUAAACUUUAGCUGAAAAAGAAAUGGGAAAAGCAAAAGGCGCAGUUGUACCUUAUAGAGAAAGUAGUCUUACGAAAAUAUUAUGCAAUGCUUUGGGUGGAAAUUCUAAAACUUUGAUGAUUUGUGCGGUUUCACCUUCCAAUGAUAAUUAUGAUGAAACUUUAUCAACUUUAAGAUAUGCAGAUUAGGCUAAAAAAAUAAAAAAUAGAGCUACUGUAAAUGAAAGUGCAACUGAUAAAUUAAUAAGAGAAUUAACUCAAGAAAAUGAAAAGUUGAAAAUUUUCAUGUAGAAAUUUUAAGAAUAAUUUGGUUUUGAUUUAGGUAAUAUGGAUAUUAAAAAUAUAGAAAAAUUAGAUCCUAAGAAAUAUAAUAUAGAAGAAUUUAAAGAAAAAAAAGAAGAAAUUGAAGCCAAUGAGCAUUUAUUAGAAGACACAACAAAAACAAAAGAAUAACGUAUAAUAGAAAAUAAAUAAUAAAAUGAGGAAGUACAUAAAUUAGAUAAAUCAAAGCCUUAUUUAGCAAAUAUACAUGAAGAUCCAUAAUUACAUAACAAAGUAUAAAUAACACUAGCAAGGGAAGUUACUAUAGUCGGAAGUAAAUACGCUGAACCCAAAGCUGAUAUAAUAGUCGGACUUACAAAAUAAAAUAUAGCUAACAUAUAUUACAUAGAAAAUGAAGAUGAAGAAACCGGCGAAUAUAUAGAUAAAUAAAUUUUCAUAGAACCCUAUAAUAUGGAUGGAUAAGAACACGAAAGUUAUAUUUUAUUAAAUGGAUAUCCAGUAAAAGAAAGAAUUGAAUUAUUUAAUUUAGAUCGAGUAAUUUUUAGUACAAUAUCAAUGUUUAUAUGCGUAUUUGAAGGCAAAAAAAGCCGAGACGAAAACUUAAAAAUUGAAUAAAUAGAUUACGAGUUUGUCUGA